GUUCACAGCCUGGGAAGUCCGACAGGAUGCGCGGAUCCCUCUGAGGGAUUUUCCUGCAUUUAAUAUCCUCUCCGAUUGAACUGACACACAAAAUAACAUAUCUGAAAUAACACAGCGCCUGCCAUGUCUGAGACGUACGAUUUCCUGUUCAAGUUCCUAGUGAUUGGGAAUGCAGGAACUGGAAAAUCAUGUCUCCUUCACCAGUUCAUAGAGAAGAAAUUUAAAGAUGACUCAAACCAUACGAUUGGUGUCGAGUUUGGCUCGAAGAUCAUCAAUGUGGUUAACAAGUUUGUCAAACUUCAAAUUUGGGACACAGCAGGACAGGAACGAUUCAGAUCUGUAACAAGAAGCUAUUAUAGAGGUGCAGCAGGAGCUCUACUUGUGUACGACAUUACCAGCCGGGAGACGUACAAUGCUCUGACCAACUGGCUGACAGAUGCCAGGAUGUUGGCCAGCCAGAACAUUGUCAUAAUAUUGUGCGGCAAUAAGAAAGACCUGGACGCUGAUCGUGAGGUCACUUUUCUGGAGGCAUCCCGCUUCGCUCAAGAGAAUGAACUCAUGUUUCUGGAGACCAGUGCUUUAACAGGGGAAAAUGUGGAGGAGGCGUUUGUUCAGUGUGCCCGCAAAAUCCUCAACAAAAUAGAAUCAGGUGAGCUGGAUCCGGAGCGGAUGGGUUCAGGGAUUCAGUAUGGUGAUGCAGCACUGCGGCAGCUACGCUCCCCAAGACGAGCUCAGGCUGAGAGUGUGCAGGAGUGUGGCUGUUAGCGCCAGCGCCGCUAUAGCCAAACAGCCAGGCAGGUUUUGUGAAGAUAAGGAGGAUAUCAGUGGGGAAUGGGGUGAAAAGCCCAAGAAAGUGGAGCAACUCUUCCCUCACCUUCCUUUUACUUCGGUUCAGACGUGGCAGAGAUCCUGGGACGUCUCUGCGCUCCAGAAGUCUGGAAACCGUUAACUGCCCCCUGGGCCUAGGCAAAGAUACCCGCUGUGUUCAAUACCCUGAGGAUGAUGAAACUAGGCCCUUGCUGAAAGUUCUGCACUGAGCUAUCCUAACCUUCUGUGUCCUAUUCUACUCCCAUUAACAUAUGUAGAUCUUGUGUAGAGAAGAGCUUAUCAUCAUUACCUUGGAGCAUGUUUUAUGGACUUCAUUACCAGGACUUCAACGAUUAGGUUUUAUCAGAUCGGGAGAAGGCCAGUGUUUACUUGGAGGGUCUCAUCAGUGACAUCUGUUACGUGCACUGGUUUUAUCAUGACACGAUACAUUUUUAUUCAUUUUUUCUCUCUUGCUCUGCAGAUAAGUAUUCCCUUUGGUCUGGUAGGGCAAUAUAAUGGAAUAUACAAUGUUUUAUAAAAGAGAUUGCUGUCUUUUGCAAGAAUGCACUGUUCUUCUGUUCUGAUGUUUUCGGUGCACAACAUGUAUAAGAGAAGUUAUGUUGCUGUAAAAACCUGGAAUGUCAAAAUACAGUAUAUAUAAACAAACAU
This is a messenger RNA of Pygocentrus nattereri (red-bellied piranha), 1476 nucleotides long. It is a transcript of the gene rab4a, whose product is annotated as RAB4a, member RAS oncogene family. Gene Ontology annotation, biological process: regulation of endocytosis; Rab protein signal transduction. Gene Ontology annotation, cellular component: endosome. The transcript has 8 exons. Bases 124 to 765 code for a protein of 213 amino acids. The record is from RefSeq and is a predicted model, not a curated record. Gene Ontology annotation, molecular function: GTP binding; GTPase activity. Lineage: Eukaryota; Metazoa; Chordata; Actinopteri; Characiformes; Serrasalmidae.